CACUCACACACACACAGUCACUCAUGAUCCAUUCAUCAGACACAAAGAAAAACUGAUCCAGGUUUUUUUUUCUUUUUUGCAAAUACUUUUAAUAAAUACUACAUCAUAUUAAAACACACAUACUAGCAUGAGGACAUCUCAACAGUCAUCCGGCAUCUCAGCAGACACCUUUGAGACCACUUAAAUUAGGGACACAAUCUCUUAACACACAUACUACAAAUACACUGAUACAGUUGUCGUUUAUAGCAGCAGUAGAGGACUGAUUUGUUGAUUGGGCAGCCCACAUCCAAACUGAAUUUGUUAAGAAGAACAUGCACAAACUGGGAUCUCAUUAGAAAACUCGUGGUAAUGGACCUGCUCCACAGCUCCGGUGUGAGUAGUACAUACUAUCUGCAGACCCACUUCAGUCACAGCCAGGGCUACUUCCUGUCAGUCUCUAUUGCAACGGACCUACGCAACACCUUCUUCCUGUUGUUCCCCAUAUGGUUCCAUGUACAGCAAAGUGAAGCUAUCAAACUGGUGUGGGUGGCAGUAGUGGGAGACUGGGUCAACCUGAUGCUGAAAUGGCUUCUGUUUGGAGAACGUCCCUAUUGGUGGGUCCAGGAGACAGAUUACUAUGGAAAUUCCUCUCAGCCAAUGAUAGAACAGUUUCCCAUGACCUGUGAAACUGGCCCAGGAAGUCCAUCGGGUCAUGCCAUGGGAACUGCAGCAGUCUACUACACCAUGAUGUCAUCACUCUUUGCCUUAGUACUGAAGGAAGAAGGACAUCAAAUCAGAAGAUGGUGUAUGCGUGUCUCAUUGUGGACGCUGUUCUGGUGUGUACAGGUGUGUGUGUGCAUUUCCAGGGUCUUUGUCGCUGCUCAUUUCCCACACCAGGUCAUCACAGGAGUUGUCAUAGGUAUCCUGGUAGCAGAAUCACUAAGCAGGACCCAGCAUAUCUACAAGGCUGGCCUACGAUCUUACCUGUUCACCUCACUGCUCCUCCUCUCCCUGGCUCUCCUCUUGUACCUGUUCCUCCAGCUGGCAGGCAUCGAUCUCCUCUGGAGUGUGGAGAAGGCUCGGUGCUGGUGCCACCAACCAGAGUGGGUCAGUGUGGACACCAGUCCCUUAGCCAGCUUGUUUAGGAACACUGGAACUCUAUUGGGUCUGGGCCUGGGGCUUCACUAUCCUUUGCAUGCACACACCAACAGAGUGGUAUUUGCAAAGGGGACUGAGGGCGCCAUCUACAGACUGAUCUGUUUAAGUGCAACCCUGGUGCUGCUGCAGUUAUUCGACACUGCUUUUAGGCCACCUGUCCACGUCGGAGCCUUAUUCUACCUGCUGUCAUUUUGUAAAAGUGCCACUGUGCCUCUGGCUACUGUAUCUAUUGUUCCAUACUGUGUCACUGCAGCACUGGGAUUCAAGAGACGGAAGCUGUUAUGAGGCAGGUGUGUUUGCAUAACAUGUACUGCUGGAUGGGUGCAUUAUGUCAUAUACUGCUGAAGCAGUGGGUUUAAUGUAUGGCCAAAAUCAUAUGGACAUGUUCUUUUAUGACCUUCUGGUCUCAUCUGUUUGUCCUGGUUUAGGCCUCAUUGAGCUAAUAACAAUGCUCCUUGAAAAAAGUAUAAAGAUGAUAUAGUCCAUGUUUUACCUCAUCAACUGCAUUGAUUUUUGUAAAUAUUUUCUUAUCCUGAAAAGAAAAGGGGAUGUUGCCAUGGGAUGAAAAACUGUCUUUGACGUGAUUCACACAGGCACAAACAGAAUGAAAACAUGUAUGGAGAUCAGUAAUUUAUUCACAAAAAAUAAGAUUUAAGGCUUACAGGUUUAUGAAGCAGGCAAGAGUGAACACCAGGAGAGAAGUGCAAAAUCCAGGUGACUCCAGAACAAGUAAAAAAGAAAAAAAUACAGGAACAGAUCUGUACCUCAGUCGCCUGGCGACUUUGACAAUUUGGCAAAGAGUGUGUGGUAAUUGUCCAGGCAAGUAUCUGCAGGUGUCAAGUGGAAAUGAGUGAGAGAGUGGGUGGUGUAGGCCAGAUAAAGUGCAGAGCAGGUGUCUGACCCACUCACGAGCAGCACUCAGUUGUCAAUCAUGAAAUUUCACACAUUUUGCACUUCUCUGUAAUCUUUUUGGAAAUAUUGGAUGAGUUCCAUCAAAAUGCCUUUGAUGGAACUCGUGGAAACUUGCAGACCUGUGCAGUAAA
Molecule: messenger RNA, 2180 nt
Organism: Scatophagus argus
Lineage: Eukaryota; Metazoa; Chordata; Actinopteri; Scatophagidae
Product: glucose-6-phosphatase catalytic subunit 1-like
Exons: 6
Coding region: 349-1422 (357 amino acids)
Biological process (GO): glucose 6-phosphate metabolic process; gluconeogenesis
Cellular component (GO): membrane
Molecular function (GO): glucose-6-phosphatase activity
Source: RefSeq, a predicted model, not a curated record